AUGGUUGGAGAGAGAGGAAAUAAGAAUAAUGUUUUAAAUUCUUCAGGUAGCGGAAUGAAUGCCCUGUUGGAUGACGAGUCCAACUCGACGCUGCUGUGUGACUGGUUCGACCUAAAGUCCGACAAUUUGUGUUACACAAAGAGCGCAAAUUCCCGCUCACAGACUAAUUACUCGGAUCCGGACACAACACCAAGGGAAUAUUCAACACUCUCGUCAACCAGUCCGACCAUCCAAACUAAUACUAACGAGUAUAAUAAUGAAUUAGAAGGAACCCAGGCAUUUAACCAGUACAAUUACGGAAAUGUGGGACUAAAUGACCAAUUUAACGGUAUUAAUGCAAGCCAUUAUGGCCACUCGAUUACGGGAGUGAACACAUACACUGGAGCCAUUACAAGUGUUAAUGGUUAUGAAGGAGUUAGCACAGUAAACAGAUAUACAGGAGACGGAAUUAGAACACCAGGAACUUCAGCAUAUAAUAGAUUAAACAGUGAAAUAGUUGAAACAAGCACAAUAGUAUCAGAUGGCAUAACGGAAGAGCCAGUUGAGACUGCAAGAAAUUUUUUCUACACUCCGACACCACCAAUAGACAUACACUCUGAGAGUUAUAACCUGAUGAACAAUUUCUUUAAAACGGUGACGUCAACGAACGUGAGUGAGUCAAUGGAAGAUUGGGGAAUUGACAGGUCAAUUUAUACAAUUUACUCAAGGUCAGGCUUCUUUGCAGACUGUUUUAACGCAGAUAAACUGAACUGUAAAGAGUAUCUUAGCAGUUGGGGAAUGGAGUCGUUUGCAGAGUGCAGAAUUCCAUUGAUUUUCUGCAUAAUCCUGACGGAUAAAGAAGUGCGUAGGAACGAAGUGCAGUCCUCAAUUGUUCCACUGGCAAUAAAUCUGCUAGAUCGUUACAUGUCGAAGAACAAAAAUUCAUUGAAUAAGUUGUUCAAAUUUGUUCUUGACAGGGUAAGGAUUUCAAGCCCAGAUGGAAGUUCUCUGUAUUUAUUAACUGAUGUAGUUAAUCCGGUUAGUUACAACACCCCCAGUACUAGCGUUAGUGACGGAAACAGCCUGAAUAACAGUGCCAGAACAAGUUUAGAAUCUGAGGAAGUUUCUUCUCACGACCAAACUAAUUUUAUUACUGAUUCGUUCCAUUUCUUUAACAUCAAUUGCUCUAACACACUCAAUGACAAUGAUGUUAGUAAGGGUUAUGCUAAUCACAGUAGGGAUGACAAUUUUAAUAAUAGUGUGGAUGAUACAACUAGUGGUAUAAAUAACAAUAGUAUUGAAAAUGUAAGAAUAAAUGUGGAAAUCGUGUAUAAUUUAAUAUCUGCAGCUUGCUACUUUAUUGCAGAUCGUUAUAAUGGGCUGGCGAAUGUUUCAGUUCGUCUGCUUUUGAUGCAGUGGGUGUCAAUGUCAAAGCUUUUCACACGCACGCGAUGUGCAGCAUUUUACAUUGCGAGGAAUAAAACCACUUCUCUCUCCGUGAUUAUGUCAAUAAUUUUCGACGUGCUGAGGACCCUGGAUUACGUCAUCACCACACCCUUCGUAUCGUACAUGGCACAGGCGCUUAUCAUAGCGUCAUACGACCUUCCGUACCCUCAGAACCCAUCGCAGCUCAAUAUUUACCAGAAGGCAGCAUCAAUUCUGGCAAGAGUGGCGCUCAUAGACGACACAUUCCAUAGGUUCACCUCCUCAAUAAUAACACUAUCAAUCUACGCCCUGGUACGGAAGUUGGCCUUACACGACAAGAUCAUCACGGACGAUUCCAUGACGUGGCUGAUAGUGGAUCAGUCGAAUCCCGAGAUCAGCAAUUGCAUGAACCUGCUUACGAGUACCCUAUCGCAGUUUGUGAACACUGAGCUACUGGACGUGCUCGCCCAGCCAGUCAAGGUAAAAAACAAAAACGAAGAAUUCUUCACAUGCAUAUUGCAGUCGGAUACCAAAAGUGUCAAUCUCGACACUAUAAAGUGGAUUUCAAAUGUACUCUCAAAUUAA
Theileria annulata is the source of this 1989-nucleotide messenger RNA. RefSeq lists its product as uncharacterized. The transcript has a single exon. The record is from RefSeq and is a predicted model, not a curated record. Lineage: Eukaryota; Apicomplexa; Aconoidasida; Piroplasmida; Theileriidae. The coding region runs from base 1 to 1989 and encodes 662 amino acids.